Messenger RNA from Macadamia integrifolia, 1706 nucleotides. RefSeq names its product protein STRICTOSIDINE SYNTHASE-LIKE 3-like. The record is from RefSeq and is a predicted model, not a curated record. Gene Ontology annotation, molecular function: strictosidine synthase activity. The coding region runs from base 224 to 1399 and encodes 391 amino acids. The transcript has 4 exons. Gene Ontology annotation, biological process: biosynthetic process. NCBI's taxonomy places the organism in Eukaryota, Viridiplantae, Streptophyta, Magnoliopsida, Proteales, Proteaceae.
CAGUCUUUCCUAGACCACUCUCUUGGAGAUGGUUACGAGGUAGACAGGUAGAAGAGCUUCCUUAUUAAAGAAUGGCCGCUGAAACUUUCUGUGAUGUAUAAAGAUCAACCCAAGCUUGGUCUGGGUACAAAGCACAAACCCUUUAGCCCUCUCUCUCGAUUCCUCACUCUUCCUCCUUCAAUCCUUCGUUCCUGUUCUGUUGUAGCCGAGCUCAAUUUGGGCAAUGACGCCGGCUAGAAUCUUUGGGGGGUUGUUCCUCCUUUUGGCUCUCUACUGUGGAAUAGACCCUUUCAAGCACAGUGCCAUCUCCGACUUCCCUGAUUUCGAGGUUCACAAGGUCAAUAUGACUCCUUGGUCCCAGCUCCCAAAGGACAAAGAUCCUGAAAAUUUGUUGCAGAAGUCGGAGAUUAAGUUCCUGAACCAGGUUCAAGGCCCCGAAAGCAUGGCUUUUGACCCUCUAGGUCGUGGACCUUACACUGGAGUUGCCGAUGGCCGGAUUAUUUUCUGGAAUGGAGAGUCAUGGACCGAUUUUGCUUAUACUUCUCCUAACAGGUCAGAACUAUGUAGCACAAAGCCAUCACCUUUGAGUUACUUGAAGAACGAGCACAUCUGUGGCCGACCUUUAGGGCUUCGAUUUGACAAGAAAACAGGGGAACUGUAUAUUGCUGAUGCAUAUUUUGGGUUGAUGAAAGUGGGGCCAGAGGGUGGGUUGGCAACAUCACUUGCAUCAGAGGCAGAAGGGGUGCCAUUAAGAUUCACAAAUGAUUUGGACAUUGAUGCCGAAAGAAAUGUCUAUUUUACAGAUAGUAGCAGCAGAUUCCAGAGGAGGAACUUCAUGCAGCUGGUUUUUUCUGCAGAGGAGACUGGGAGGGUUUUGAAGUAUGACCCAGUGACAAAGGAAACCACUGUCCUUGUUCGUAACCUCCAAUUUCCAAAUGGUUUGACCUUGAGCAAGGAUGGGUCUUUCUUCAUCUUUUGUGAAGGCUCCCCUGGCAGGUUAAUGAGAUAUUGGCUGAAAGGCGAGAAAGCGGGGACAUCAGAUGUAUUUGCAAUCUUGCCUGGAUUCCCAGACAAUGUGAGAACCAAUGAGAAGGGUGAAUUCUGGGUUGCACUUCACUGCCGUCGAUCUUUGUACAGCCAUAUAUUGAGCUCCUACCCUAAAAUCAGAAAAUUCUUGCUUAAGCUCCCUAUUGUGGCCAAGUAUCAAUAUUUGGCAUCCAUUGGAGGUCGGCUUCAUGCAGCGGUUGCCAAGUACAGCUCUGAGGGGAAACUCUUGCAGAUCUUGGAGGAUAACCCAGGGAAGGUGGUGAGAGCAAUUAGCGAAGUUGAGGAAAAGGACGGAAAAUUGUGGAUGGGAAGUGUCUUGAUGUCUUUUGUUGCGGUUUACCAGUUGGAAUGAGGUGAUAAUGAAUUUGAUUUACUGCUCUGUCAAAUGGGGAAUUAGAUGGUGAACUAGCUUAUAAUUUUCAAUUCUCUUCAACUUUAUGCUUCUGUAAGUCUUUUUCCAAGGUUGUAAUCUUUCCCCUUUCUUACUCUCUCCACCUUCCUCCCUCUUAUUUUUUUUGGUGAUAAUAAAGCACCCCAAAAUCAGAAGAGGUCAAUUGAACAUGCUGGUUCAGCACAACCUGCUUGAGUAUUGUAUGGUUCAUUAAACAUAUACAGGUGGUCAACUGAUCAACCAAAAGCACAGACUGGGUUCAACAUAA